UCAGCCUGCUGCUCCGCCUGCGCCGCCUGCUCCCGGCGCUCGGCCCCAGCACGCCGGCUCCCGAGUGGCCAUGGGCGGCGCGGGGUCCGCGGUGUAGAGUCCGCCGGACCCGGACCCGCGUCCCGCACCCUGACGGUCCCGAGCCAUGGGGGUGUUGAUGUCCAAGCGGCAGACAGUGGAGCAGGUGCAGAAGGUGAGCUUGGCUGUGUCUGCCUUCAAGGAUGGGCUACGGGACAGGCCUUCCAUCCGACGCACCGGUGAGCUUCCAGGGUCCCGCCGUGGCACCGUAGAGGGCUCUGUCCAGGAGGUACAGGAGGAGAAAGAAGCAGAGGCAAGCACUCCAGUGCUCCAAGAAGAGAGCAGUGUCAACCGUGCAGCCUGGGAGAGGCUCCGAGAUGGGCGUGGAGUGGAGCCUGAGGAGUUUGACAGGACUAAUCGUUUCACGCCCCCUGCGUUCAUCCGCCCUACCCGGAAGCUGGAUGAUGACAAGCCUCCUGAUAUCUGCUUGGAGCCCAGAGAACAUGUUGUCAAUGAUGAGAUGUGUGAUGUCUGUGAGGUCUGGACAGCUGAGAGCCUCUUCCCAUGCAGGAUCUGCACCAGGGUUUUCCAUGAUGGCUGCCUGCGCCGCAUGGGCUACAUCCAAGGAGAUAGUGCAGCGGAGGUGACCGAGACAGCCCACACAGAAACCGGCUGGAGCUGCCACUACUGUGACAACCUCAACUUGCUGCUAACUGAGGAGGAAAUGUACAGCCUCACAGAGACCUUUCAGCAGUGUAAAGUCAUCCCUGAUUGCUCCCUGACACUGGAGGACUUCCUGCGCUACCGCCACCAAGCAGCAAAGCGGGGGGACAGUGACAGGGCUCUAAGCGAGGAGCAAGAAGAGCAGGCAGCCCGCCAGUUUGCAGCCCUGGACCCUGAACAUCGAGGACACAUAGAGUGGCCUGACUUCUUGUCCCAUGAGUCCCUCCUGCUUCUGCAGCAAUUGCGUCCCCAGAACUCUCUGUUAAGGCUUCUGACAGUCAAGGAGCGGGAGCGAGCCCGGGCCAUCUUCCUGGCACGGGGCAGUGGGAACACUAUCAGUGAGGCAGAAUGCCGCGGAGCCCAGCAUUCUUGGUUCUGCAAACGCCUUGCAGAGGCUCCAUCCUGCAGUGUCAGUAUCAGCCAUGUGGGUCCCAUAGCAGAUAGUAGCCCAGCCAGCAGCAGCAGCAAGAGUCAGGACAAGGCUCUGCUGCCAACAGAACAGGAGUCCAGAUUUGUGGAUUGGCCUACCUUCCUGCAGGAAAAUGUUGUCUACAUCUUGGCCGCUCGCCCCAACAGUGCAGCAAUUCAUCUGAAACCCCCAGGAUAGCAUGGAGCAGAGAAGCUGGGGGACAGUGAUGUUCUCUCCCUCCUUUCCUUUUGCCCUUUCCCCCUUCCCCCCACCAUCCUCUGCCUGAGACUUACGGGGAUGGAGCACUGCCAGCAUCUCAAUUUGCCACUAAGCUUUAUGGAACUGAAAUCACUCUUCCCCUCACAACAGAGGCAGUAAAUGCAUUGCCACCAGGAAAAGCCCUGGGAGUUGUGGCAGUAUCCACUCCUGGACCCACCCCCCUACCCUCACAUCACAGACUGGACCUGCCACUGCACACAUAUGUGCAUACACACACAUAUACCCAUGCCUAGCUGUCCAUGCCUUCAGAGACCUGGUUCUUCUUCAUUGAAAAAGGAUCAAAAUUCCUUUGUGAAGCUCCUGGUUAUAGAUUGGGGGGCGGGGGGUCUCUGUUUACUCCUUCUAUUGGCCGGUUCUGAUUUCCUAUAGACAAGUCUCUGGCCAAGUGAUUCUUGAUAAUAGGGCACAUCAGACUCACGUGUUGUCCUAGAGAUGCUGACAGGUUCCCUCUUCCCCAAAUGAAAAUCCCUUCUGUGGUGAGCCACUGUUCUGGUAGGUGUGUGCUAUGUCCCUCAGGUAUGUUGGGGUGACAAAAUUAUUGAAGACCACCACUGGCACUUCAGCCCUUUAUUUAUUUAAAUUCUAAUUUCUAGAGACAGAGAAGGUAACUAGUCUGUGGAGUCCUAAUUAGAAGAGGGGAAGGCAGCCCUUCCCAGGAACCCAGAAUUCUAGGAACCUCUCACCACAUCUUUCAAGUCCAAAAGUCUUUAGAACAGUUAAAAACCAAGAUGAGCCACCCUGGCCCCUGCUUUGCAUAUGGGAACACAUGGCCUAGAGCCCAGGGGGCCUGAAUAGAACAAGUAUGAUGGCAAGAACCACAGGCCUCUGUAUUAGAUGCCUCAUCCAAGUUGGCUACCACAGAGACCCGAAGCUUGAUCUCCAGUGAGGACAAGGUCUGGAUGGAAAAAGGAAAGAGAAGCCUUGUGCUUUUCCAUCUUUCCACCUCAACUCACCUGUAGACCUGGAAAAAAAAAAGUGUGCCAUUGCAUAAAGAACAAGAGCCAGCCUCUCCCACAGCCCAAGAAAGAGCAGUUCCACAGAAGCCCUCAGUGAGGACUCCUUUCAACCACACUGACAAUGAGGGUAAGAAGC
This is a messenger RNA of Prionailurus viverrinus (fishing cat), 2521 nucleotides long. It is a transcript of the gene PHF24, whose product is annotated as PHD finger protein 24. The record is from RefSeq and is a predicted model, not a curated record. The transcript has 8 exons. NCBI's taxonomy places the organism in Eukaryota, Metazoa, Chordata, Mammalia, Carnivora, Felidae. Bases 146 to 1348 code for a protein of 400 amino acids.